Triticum turgidum subsp. durum (durum wheat) is the source of this 462-nucleotide messenger RNA. NCBI's taxonomy places the organism in Eukaryota, Viridiplantae, Streptophyta, Magnoliopsida, Poales, Poaceae. The record is from the annotation of a GenBank genome assembly.
AUGCUCAAGACAGACUCCGGCCUUCUCUCGACCGACCUUGACAAGGUGGUCAAGCCCAAUGUGGUGUUCCUGCAGCAGUGCGGGCUAGGUGCUUGUGAUAUUGCCAAGCUCUGUAUCCGUGUGCCCAGGAUGCUGACCACCAACCCGGAGCGCGUCCGGGCAAUGGUGGCGUGCGCUGAAAGAUUAGGCAUGCCGCGUGGCUCUGGGAUGUUCAGGCAAACGCUACAGCCUGUCGCGUUUCUGAGCGAGGAGAAGAUCGCCACCAAAUUGGAUUACCUGAAGAAGACGUUCAGAUGGUCUGAUGCCCAAGUGAGCAUUGCUGCGCGUAAGUAUCCGAGUCUGCUAAGGACGUCAAGUGGCGCGCUGCAGCAAAGAUCUCAAUUCCUCCUAUGGGAGGUGGGGGUGGAACCGGCGUACAUUGCUCAUCGACCGAUAAUACUCGGUUAUAGCAUGGAGGGCUGA